AUGGCGGCCAAGACAGAGACAGGACGCCGAGACAUCCGCUUAUUACCUGUACAUUUGCUGGGACAGGAGUCGACGAUCAAACAUUCAUGGCCGCUGCCCUUCUCCGAUCUCGAUAUCACGCAAGACACCGAUGGCUCGCUCUUCCAGACAGCGUCCCAUCUGCCAUCAGAGCUCCACGUCAUGCUUGAUGAUCACGUAAUUGCCGGGCAAGAUCCGCUAUACGCUCUCGCACCUAUACUCUUGUUUGCAGCCGCAUCGGAGAUUCAGCUACUAUCGACACUGCAAAAAUGGCACGACAUAAUCGCGUCGACGAAAUGGGAUCGGAAGUACUCAACGGAGCAUCUGGAACAACUCAUCAUGCACAAACACCUCCUGGAUGACCACGCAAGUCGACAUGAAGAAGUUCUCCGAUUCAUCAGCUCGCCAAAGCUGGCUCGAUGGGCGGCCAAUCUCACACAAGACCAGAGCGAUGUAGCUCAGGAAGCCAAAGAUGCAGUCAAGGCCGACUUUGAAUUCCUUCGAUCGCGUUGCCGCCAGCUGUCGUUGCACUACCAGGAAGCGAUAUCGAUCCUAGUCAGCGCCACUUCUCUCGCGGAGUCGCAGAAACAGAUUACGCUUGCUACGCAGGUCACGAAGCUGACUAUACUUGCGACCAUCUUUCUUCCGCUUUCGUACUGCACUUCGAUAUUCGGCAUGAACUUUGUUGAGUUGGAGCAGUUGAAUAUAUGGAUCUGGGUAGUUGUCACAGUGUCGGUUGGGAUCGUCACUUUCGCUGUCUAUCAGUGGGAUGAGAGGCAAAGACUGUGGGAUAUUUGGGUUACGAUGAAGGCUAGGUUUCGUUUCAUGCGCUGGCGACGCGAUGACGCGUUGACAGUAUAA
Molecule: messenger RNA, 879 nt
Organism: Alternaria hordeiaustralica
Lineage: Eukaryota; Fungi; Ascomycota; Dothideomycetes; Pleosporales; Pleosporaceae
Exons: 1
Coding region: 1-879 (292 amino acids)
Biological process (GO): metal ion transport; transmembrane transport
Cellular component (GO): membrane
Molecular function (GO): metal ion transmembrane transporter activity
Source: RefSeq, a predicted model, not a curated record